Penicillium cataractarum is the source of this 759-nucleotide messenger RNA. RefSeq names its product GPALPP motifs-containing protein 1. The transcript has 2 exons. The coding region runs from base 1 to 759 and encodes 252 amino acids. The record is from RefSeq and is a predicted model, not a curated record. Lineage: Eukaryota; Fungi; Ascomycota; Eurotiomycetes; Eurotiales; Aspergillaceae.
AUGGAACCCGCCGAGAAACGCAAGCUCGAUGCCGAGGCAGACGGUGAUGAGCCAUCACUCAAGAAAAGAGUAAUUGGCCCGUCGUUGCCCCCUCCCCAGCCUUCAGAGACCCCCGACGAGAGCAACAAAGACUCCCAAUCCGGUAGCGACAGUGAUAGCGACAGCGACGACGACUUCGGACCCGGCCUUCCACCCUCCCUCGGCGGCGCACAACCUACUCACACAACCGUCCAGUCUGCUCCCCAAAUAUCAGAAGCCCAGAAGAAGGAGACUCAGCGCGACCAAUGGAUGCUCCACCCACCCAGCUCGAGCGACUGGGCCUCUAAGAUUGAUCCGACGCAACUACGGAAUCGGAAAUUCCAGACUGGAAAGUCUGCCCGAGCACCGGGCUCGAAACAGGUGGAUGCCACAUGGGUUGAAACUCCGGAGGAGAGGAUGCGACGACUACAGGAUGAAGUGAUGGGUGUUAAUGCCGCGCCAAACCGCGCAGAGCAGCGUCCUUCAAAUGCGAAGGAUGCGGCCCGAGCUAAGGAAAUGGAAGAGAAAAUUAAGAAAUUCAAUGAUCAAACGGGAAAUAACAAGCGCCUCGAGAAAGAGCAAGCUGCAAGGAAAGAGGAAGAAGACGAUCCGAGUGCUCGUGCUUUUGAUCGGGAGAAGGAUAUGGCUGUUGCGUCAAAGAUUACAAGUGCGCAACGGCGGGAGAUGGUCAACAAAGCGAGCGAUUACGGGUCGCGUUUUUCAAAGGGCAGCUAUCUUUGA